UAAUUUUUUUUUUGCACUAUUUUCUGGACAGGUAAACGAAGCCUAAAGUGUAAUUUACAGGAUGCCUCCGAUGAAGAUUCAACCACUCGAUUCUCAAGCGUACAACGAGUCCUUGAUCCGGAACACCGAUGCGGCCAAACCGGUGUUGAAAUCGCGGCUCAAGAGGCUCUUCGACCGGCAGUUCCCGAGCGUGCUGCGUAAUAAUUCCUCGGCGGCGACGGCGGCCGAGUUCGAGCCGAGCUCCGUGUGCCUGGCCAAAAUGGUGCAGAAUUUCAUCGAGGAGAGUCAGGAUAGCAAAUCGGCCGCGAAAUGCGGCCGGAACCGCUGCAACUGCUUCAACGGCAACAUCAACGACAGCUCCGACGAUGAAUUUGACGUCUCCAGUGGUUUUAACGAGUCCGGCACGUCCCCUUCAGCUGUUGAUUCUUUGGAAAUGCUCAAGAGUUUGAUUCCGUGUGCGAGUGUUGACGAGAGACAUCUCUUAGCGGAGACGUCGAAGAUCGUCGAAAAGAACAAAAUCUGCGAGAAAAAGGAUCUGAGGAAAAUCGUAACCGACGGCCUGUUGCUUCUUGGCUACGAUGCUUCCAUUUGCAAAUCGCGUUGGGAAAAAUCCCCCGGCCCCUCGUUUCCUGCCGGGGAAUAUGAGUACAUAGACGUGAUUGCAGAAGCGGAGAGAGUUAUAAUCGACGUCGAUUUCAGAUCAGAGUUCGGGAUAGCCCGACCGACCGGAGGAUACAAACUGAUUCUCCAAUCGCUACCGUUGAUUUUCGUCGGCAGGUCUGAUCGUCUCCAACAGAUUGUUUCGAUCGCGUCGGAAGCGGCGAAUCAGAGCCUGAAGAAGAAGGGGAUGCACGUUCCGCCGUGGAGGAAGGUUGAGUACAUGAGAGCCAAAUGGCUCUCUUCUCACACCAGAACCGCCGCCGCCGCGGCUCCACAAAAUGACGUCGUGGACGAGGCUGAAAAAAUUGAAUUAGUUAGGGCUGAGAGCGAAGGCGGAGAGUUGGAAUUGAUCUUCGGGGAGAAGACGGCGGCAGCAGAAGUGAAUUCCGCCGAAACAGAAGCGGAGGCGACGGGGGACGGAGGGUUGUUUCCGGCGAUGGCGUGCCCGUGGAAGCCGCCGGCGGUGAAACCGAAGAGAUGCGAGAGAGGAGGAGCCAAGGUGGUUACCGGAUUAGCUUCUCUCCUCCGGGAAAAACCCUAACAAAUUUUGGAUUUUUUGUUUCAGUUUUUUUUUUUUAAUAAUUCAGAGAAACAUAUGAAAAUAUAUAUAGAGAGAGGAGAAACUAUAUACUCCUAUAACCAGAGUUUCGGAUAAUCGAGAAAUCUAUUAAAAUCCCCUGCUUCGUUUUUUUUUGGCAAGAGGGUAUAUCAUGUAAUAUGUGAAUCAAUGGCGAUAUCGCGCUUGUAAUAAAUUAGUUUAAAUUUAGCAGACU
Molecule: messenger RNA, 1433 nt
Organism: Rhododendron vialii
Lineage: Eukaryota; Viridiplantae; Streptophyta; Magnoliopsida; Ericales; Ericaceae
Exons: 3
Coding region: 62-1201 (379 amino acids)
Source: RefSeq, a predicted model, not a curated record